AGAUAAAAUGCUCAGCCCUAAGUUCAAGUAUAUAUUAACACAACGUAAUUUCUAAACUGCGAUUGGAACAAGAGGUUUUGAGAUAUGCUAUAGAUAUCUAAACUCAAGAAUAAAAAACGUAAAAAUAUUAUUUACUUGCAGAACAUGUAUAAGUAACAUAUUUUUGAAUGUCCCCUAAAUUUUAUAUAGAAUCAAAUGCCAUAGGGUAGUGUUUUCUGCUUUGCUUGUAAAAUGAAAAGUUUCAGUGGAAAAUUAUUUUUACUUAAUUAUGUACAGGAAAUGAUUUGGAACGAAUAAAAUGUUUGUAUUGGUCCCUGAGAAAUUAUUUUCAUAAUGCUAGCUACUCUAGUUUUGUAAAGAAAAAUGUACCUAAUAGACCACAUGCACUAUCAUUUAACAUUGUCUUCACUGUCACUAUUUUCCUAAUAAUAACAUACAAAGUAAGGAAAAAAACAGAUUUUUAUUUAUCUAGGCAUGAUAAAAAUAAGCAAAUUUAAGCAAAAAAAAAGAAGAAAAAAGAAGCAAAUGUAGGAAAUCUGACUAAGAUAGAGAUGUAUAUAUUGAAGAAAAAAAUAACACUAGUUAGAGAGAAAAAAAUUCAAGAUAGUAAGAUAAAUAACUAUAUAAUAUUGAAGAAAACUAUAGAUAUGCAUUGUUAUUAGUUUGUAUGGUUUCAAUUUACCCUCAGAGAUUUAAUACCUUAAUAGUUAAACAGACAAUAAAGAAUCCUCUUAAUAAAUAGAGAGUUCAUUUCCUUGAAUCUAACACAAAAGAAAUAAGACAUCACUCAAUCCGACCAAAGUUUUACAAAACAAAUUGUUAACCAAGCUAUGUCUCCUUCAAACUCCUCCUCCUCACCCGCGACUGAUCAGAGACUCAAUGAUAUUGUUGUGGCCGUGCCGGAGAAGAGUUCAAUGACGAAUCCUAAACAAGUGUCUCCUCAAGAGGUCGUGCCUGAAGUGAACAAUCCGACACAAGGGUCUCCUCAAGAGGUCGUGCCUGAAGUGAACAAUCCAAAACAAGUGUCUCCUCAAGAGAUCGUGCCUGAAGUGAACAAUCCAAAACAAGUGUCUCCUCAAGAGAUCGUGCCUGAAGUGAACAAUCCGAAACAAGUGUCUCCUCAUCAAGAGGUCGUGCCUGAAGUGAACAAUCAGAAACAAGCGUCUCCUCAAGAGGUUGUGCAUGAAAUGAACAAUCCAAAACAAGUGUCUCCUGGAGAGGUCGUGUCUCAAGUGAACAAUCCGAAACAAGUGUCUCCUCAAGAGGUUGUGCCUGACCCGAACAAUCCGAAACAAGGGCUUCCUCAAGAGGUUGUGCCUGAAACUGAAAGCAAGAAAACUCAGAGGGCAAGUUUCGAGUUACGUGUUCUCCGAGCAAUAAACAAAUUGAUAAAAAAAUAUCCAUCGUUGGAUAAUCAUUCCCUUAUUUGUAACAUCUGCAAGAGAGGGUUCCCCAACGCUAACUCCCUAGGCGCUCACCAAAAGACCCACAAGCAUGACCUAGAGUUGGAAAGGAAGCUGAAGCAGGCGGAGCCAAUCUAUUCUCCUCCUGGUCCUGGACAAUGCUUUUGGAAGAAACAUGAUAACUCUUACCAAGGUACGACGUCUAACGCUUUAUCAAAUGAUAAGCAUCUUGGUAUCUCUCGUGAGUCCAUAGGAGGAGAGGGUAGUAGCGUCAGAAAAAUGAACAUUGGCGAGGUCAUGGGUUAUCCUUCGCCUCCUCCAUACGGGAAUACUAACUAUGGUUUUUCUUCAGGGGCUCCCUUAGUCACUCACAACUAUAACCGCCCUAAUUUAUCAGAUUUUAACCGUAGUGGUCUCUCUUUUGGUCCUUUUAAGCCUAAUGGAGGCGGUAACUACCCAUACCCUCCUUUCACAAUGAACCCGAGCUAUGGCUCACAUGAUUCAAAAAUUAUGAAUUCUAUUUCUCAACCUAAUACCUUAGGGAGCUGUAGCAACAACAACAACAAUAACAGUAGCUCACAAGGUGCAAUAUCACUUGAGCUCUCUCUUGGUCCAUCUAAGUGGAUGGGAGGCGGCAACAAUAACAGCAGCGUCUACCCAUCGUUGAAUGGUGGAGUCACUGGAGGAGGAAGCAUGGACCUGAACACGCCAGUGCGUCCUCUUGUGUCUCGAAAUCAUUUUUACAGCAAUUACCCGCUUGAUUCGUUCACUAGCAACGUUCCUCCUCCUCCUCCUCCUUCUCCAGCCACCAGUCUUUCUAAUGAUGAGAAUGUUCCGGGCUCUAGCCUCAUCUCGAAGGAGAAAAACAAAGCCAUGGUGGUUGAUGAUGGUGAAAAGGAUAACGGGGUGACUGGAGGUCAUGAUGCGGAUAAGCCGGCAGAAGUUUAAGCUAAGCGUUGGGGUUGUUGUUCAUCUUCUUCCCUUUGUGUUUUUCAAUUUUAAAUGCUUUGUAUUGUCUCAUAACUAUUUGAAUCAUUUCUUCACCUCA
Messenger RNA from Brassica napus (rape), 2451 nucleotides. RefSeq lists its product as uncharacterized. The record is from RefSeq and is a predicted model, not a curated record. Gene Ontology annotation, molecular function: DNA-binding transcription factor activity. Bases 831 to 2351 code for a protein of 506 amino acids. NCBI's taxonomy places the organism in Eukaryota, Viridiplantae, Streptophyta, Magnoliopsida, Brassicales, Brassicaceae. The transcript has a single exon.